Messenger RNA from Wasmannia auropunctata (little fire ant), 925 nucleotides. It is a transcript of the gene Prosbeta1, whose product is annotated as proteasome subunit beta type-6. Lineage: Eukaryota; Metazoa; Arthropoda; Insecta; Hymenoptera; Formicidae. Gene Ontology annotation, molecular function: threonine-type endopeptidase activity. Bases 147 to 839 code for a protein of 230 amino acids. Gene Ontology annotation, cellular component: proteasome core complex. The record is from RefSeq and is a predicted model, not a curated record. The transcript is spliced from 5 exons.
CUCUUGUCUCUUCGAUAGUUCGAUAAGUUCAAUACUGUGACUUGCUGUGACUGUGUGAGAGAUGAGAAAUUUGUUCAUUGUGAUCAACUGUAAUUAUAGUUAGAGCACAAAAAUUUCACAAUUAAAUUUGUUAGAAAUUACGGAAAAUGGCUUAUGUAGAUAAUAUUCUUCAACCGCACGCAACUAUGAUAUCAGAUAUGAUACCAGAUUGGCUUAAUUCAGAACAGAGCACAGGGACAUCAAUCAUGGCGUGUGAAUUUAACGGUGGUGUGGUAAUAGGUGCUGAUUCUCGGGGUACAACAGGAGCUUAUGUCUCCAACCGUUUUGCUGAUAAAUUGACGAGAGUGACAGAUUAUAUUUAUUGCUGCCGUUCUGGCUCGGCAGCAGACACUCAGGCAAUUGCUGACAUUGUAGCUUAUCAUUUGGGAUUACAUCAGAUGGAGCUUGGAAUGCAACCCUUGGUGGAAACUGCUGCUAAUGUAUUCCGUGAAAUAUGUUAUAACUAUCGGGAUUCUUUAAUGGCUGGGAUCCUAGUUGCAGGAUGGGAUAAGCAAAAAGGUGGUCAGGUUUACAGCAUUCCCAUAGGAGGCAUGUGUGUCAGACAACCAAUUUCCAUUGGCGGUUCCGGCUCAACGUAUGUGUAUGGCUAUGUGGAUGCUCAAUACAAACCCAACAUGUCGAAAGACGAAUGCCUCAAGCUAGUAGAGAACACACUUGCAUUAGCCAUGGCUCGUGAUGGUAGCAGCGGCGGUGUGAUACGAACUGGUGUAAUUACAGAGAAAGGAAUUGAAAGAAAAGUCAUACUUGGCAACGAAUUACCGCGCUUUUAUGAAGGCUGAAGAUUAUGUCAUUCAAUUAUAUAUUUAUCACGGUAUAUUUAAUGUAAGACAUAUUUCUAAAAAUUUAUGCGAGAUAUCGCAUUUGC